GACAGAGCGGGGCAUCUUUUUCUCACUUCGUCUGAUGCAAUCAAUUCCGGAAAAUGACCGACCGACGGAUAUCCGGCCGAAUACCAUCGACGGUCACGGCAACCGCACAGAAUCAUAAGAUAGAAGAAUGAACGUACCACUUGCCUCAUCCUCAUUCCAGGACUAUCUCCUUCACACAAAGCACGCAUCAUGGCAGCCGCAGUGCAAUCGCAAUCUGCGGUACCAACGCCCACUCUCUCGCCACCGACCAGUUUUACCCCCGUGAGCGCCGCCUCGUCAGCCACGUCCGUGGAUGAGCAAGAUGCCGUGGAAGAGAACUUUGACACAAUAGAUCAUCUCCUUCAAUCACGAGCCAAAGGACGUCUUGGAGAUGAGCCCAUCGUGGCCUAUCCUUCUUUCGGUACCAACUACAUCUACUACAGUCCCAAACAGCUUGACGCAUUCGUCGAGACAGCUUCCAUACAUUACGCCAAAGCUAUCCCUCAACGACGUUCGUCUGAGGACCCAGUACAGGUGGUGGGAUUAUUGGGCCCGUCCGGCUUUGAAUACCUGAUCACACUGCUCGCUCUUUCGCGACUAGGACAUACAGUACUCCUGCUAUCGACUCGCAUUGCCGAGGAUGCCUACGUUAGCCUUGUCGAGAAUACGAAAGCGUCGUUUCUCGUCACUCAUACCAGCUUCCAUGCCACUGGCGCCAAGGUAGCGCAGAGGACGGGCAUCAACCUUCAGCCAUUACUGUCGCGUGAAGAUUUCGACAAUGUCACCACAGGCACCGUGAGGCUGCCACCAGCUGAGUUGGAUGGGACAGUCGAAAAUAAGCAUGUGUGUUGGAUCAUCCACUCCAGUGGCUCAACAGGACAUCCCAAGCCCAUCUACCAGACGCAUGCCGGUGCCCUCAAGAACUACGCUAACAAUUUCGGCCUAUGCGGAUUCAUCACUCUGCCCCUCUUCCAUGCCCAUGGAAUAAGUUGUCUUUUCCGUGCAGUGCACUCCCAGAAGCUCAUAUACCUUUACAAUGCCGAACUCCCCCUGACUGCCCCUCAUCUUCUCACAACCCUCCAAGAGCACCAAGAUAUUCAAGUUCUUUACGCUGUUCCAUACGCCCUGAAGUUGUUGUCUGAAUCACCCGAGGGACUUGAGGUAAUGGCCCGGUUGGAGCUGGUGAUGUUUGGCGGCUCUGCCUGCCCGAAGCCCAUUGGGGACAAGCUCGUGCAAAGUGGCGUGCGUCUCAUUUCUCAUUAUGGCACUACUGAGACGGGCCAGUUGAUGACUUCAUUUCGUGAACGCGAGGACCCUGAUUGGGACUACGUCCGACCCGGGCCGACGCUGUUGCCCUACAUCCGCUGGGAAGAGCAGAUGCCUGGUAUUUACGAACUUUGUGUCCUCGAAGGCUGGCCCUCGAAAGUAGCCAGUAACCGAUCGGACAAUUCGUAUGCUACCAAGGAUCUUUUUGAGAAGCAUCCAACGACCCCCAAUGCCUGGAGAUACUACGCCCGUCUGGACGACACGUUGGUGCUGGAAAAUGGUGAAAAGGCCAACCCCCUUGUAAUUGAGGGUGUGGCCCGCAAUGAUCCCAACGUGGCCGAGGCCAUUGCCUUUGGAGCAAACAAGCCUCGUCUGGGCUUAUUCUUGAUUCCAGCGGAGAAUACUUCUUGCAAGACUGCAGAAGAGCUCAUAGAUGCUGUAUAUCCUGCUAUCGAGCGGUGUAAUGCAGACUCGCCGGCAUAUGCCUACAUCUCCCGCGAGAUGAUUCGAGUACUGCCACCAGAUGCAGUCUACCGAAAAACAGACAAGGGCACAGUCAUCCGAUCAGCCUUCUAUCGAGACUACCAGAACAUGAUCGAUGAGGUUUAUGAUGUUGAGGAUGCUACCGGAGACCAGAUCCUCGAGGGUGAGGACCUUUUAGGUUUUCUUCGCGCGCAGCUACUCGCAGUCGCACCGUCUAUCAAUACUUCUAUGGUUGAAGAUACGACGGACCUGUUCAGCCUAGGAAUCGACAGCUUGCAGUCUAUCCGACUACGCAGCGCUAUCAUGAGGACGCUUGAUCUGGGUCAACAGAAGCUUUCUCAGAACUUUGUAUUUGAAAAUCCCUCGCUGCAGGCCAUGGCCAAUGAACUCACUCGGCUGCGCCUAGGACAAGGACCUAGAACCGAGAUUCCCGUUGAGGAGCGCAUGCAAAGCCUAAUUGACAAGUACGGCUCUGGCUUCAAGGUCCAUGUACCUGCUUUCCGGGAGGAGACGGGUGAGCACGUCAUUGUUACGGGUGCCACAGGCUCGCUGGGCGCUCACAUCAUUGCUCAAUUGGCAAAGCGUGAUGAUGUGCGGACUAUAUUUUGUUUGGUCCGUGCCAGUUCUCGUUACACGGCUCUGAAACGGGUCCGUCAGUCACUACGGGCGCGGGCCUUGUCAUCUGAAUUAGGCCCCCUGGCUGAGCACAAGAUUAUCGCUUUGCCUUCGGAUCUGUCAAUUCCUACGUUAGGUCUGGACGAAGCGACUUAUGCGCAGCUAACGCAAUCAGUGACAACUGUCAUGCAUUGCGCAUGGUCCGUCAACUUUAACUGGUCCUUGGAGAGCUUCGAGGCAAGCUGCAUCGCGGGCACUCGGCACCUGUUAGAUCUGUGUCUUAAUGUGCGCAGUUCAAACCCAGCACGUUUUUCGUUCUGCUCGUCUGUGAGCACUGUGGCCCGCACCCCAGGUAACUGGGUUCCAGAAACCUUGCCAGAAUCACUCUCCUAUGCACAAGGAAUGGGUUAUGCUCAAUCGAAGCUCGUAACAGAGCACGUUGUGAAUCGUGCAGCUCGGGUGACAGGAAUGACGGCUCGCGUUUUGCGAUCGGGGCAGAUCAUUGCAGACACUGUUCAUGGUAUCUGGAAUGCCACGGAAGCCAUUCCGAUGAUGUUUCAGACAGCGGAAACCAUUGGAGCCCUUCCGCAGUUGGACGAUCUCCUCUCAUGGACACCCGUAGAUGUGUUGGCAGCGAGCGUCAUUGACCUGACCCUUGCGCCGGUUGCAAAUGAUGUACUCAAUGUCACCAACCCUAACCUCAAUCACUGGGGCAAAGACCUCCUCCCACUCCUACGCCAGGCUGGGUUGAGAUUUGAAACUCUUUCCCCUCGCGAAUGGGUCCGUCGUCUUCAGCAAUCAAGCCGCGACCCCGAUGUCAACCCGCCCAUCAAAUUGGUCGAGUUUUUCGCCAGCAAGUACGACAAGGAGAGCCCUAGUCGAGUUCUUCUCUAUGACACCAAGCAAGCCCAGGCGGCUGCCCCAGCGUUGCGUCAAGCCGGAGGACUUACGCUCGAUCUCGUUCGUCGUUUUGUGUCAUAUUUUCGCAGGCAAUGGACCAAGACAAUUCUAGAAUCACCCCGGGAGGUCAUUUUCCUGACUGGACCCUGCGGCUGCGGCAAGAGUACAGCCGCUCAGGCACUGGCGCAACGAUUCUGCAUUCCUGUCAUUGAGGGCGACGAUUUGCAUUCCCCAGCCUCGCGGGCCAAAAUGGCCAACGGCAUCCCUCUUGAGGAUCGAGAUCGAUGGGAUUGGUUAGCACAUAUCAGAGGCGCAGUCAUGGAUCGGUUACAACAUUCAACAGCGCCCGCCGUUGCAGUGACCUGUUCCGCACUACGAACGGUCUAUCGUGAUGAGCUGCGACGUCUUUCGGAUUUGUUUGACUUUCCUGUCACGGUCACCUUCGUGCUUCUUUCCGUCCUUAACGGCGAGCAGCUGAAAGAGCGGGUUGCCGCCCGCUCCGCGGUAGAAGCGCACUACAUGCAAGCUAAGAUGGUGGAGUCCCAACUUCAUACACUGGAGAGCCCGGGCCCAUCGGAAAGCGAUGUAAUUGUGCUAGACUCAAGUCGCUCCAAGGAGAAGAUGAUUCAGGACGUUGAGGAGACUGGUGGAGGGAUUCUGUCGUUAUAAAUUUAGAUUGCACAUAAAGUAGAGCUAUGGGCAUAUAUUGUCAUAAAUUGGAUCAGCUGUAUAUGAGAAGCAUUCUUCAAAUAGUUUAGAGAGAAGGCCUCUCGUGCCAGUGACGAUGUAUCUGCCAUAGUAUUUUCUUCCAAGCGCCAGGGGGCUCGAUGUUAUCUAUGCAUUUGUAUCAGAUAAAAACCUC
This is a messenger RNA of Aspergillus homomorphus CBS 101889, 4105 nucleotides long. RefSeq names its product acetyl-CoA synthetase-like protein. The transcript has 2 exons. NCBI's taxonomy places the organism in Eukaryota, Fungi, Ascomycota, Eurotiomycetes, Eurotiales, Aspergillaceae. Gene Ontology annotation, biological process: carbohydrate metabolic process. The record is from RefSeq and is a predicted model, not a curated record. Gene Ontology annotation, molecular function: phosphopantetheine binding; kinase activity. The coding region runs from base 190 to 3912 and encodes 1240 amino acids.